Messenger RNA from Lactuca saligna, 1734 nucleotides. NCBI's taxonomy places the organism in Eukaryota, Viridiplantae, Streptophyta, Magnoliopsida, Asterales, Asteraceae. The record is from the annotation of a GenBank genome assembly.
AUGGCAGACAACGGAGUGCUGCCGGUCGACAAGUUAACAAUUUCCGAAACCGUCGAAGAAGCCGAGUUCUCACAGCGUGUACUGGUUCGAUCGAUUUUGGGCCGUCCUGACGGCGGCGCUGGACUUGCUGGGCAGACCUUAAAGGUAGGCGGCUGGGUGAAGAAAGGGCGAGAACAAGGCAAAGGUCAGGUUACUCCGACUGGUACUAGCCUGCACGUGGAAGGUGUGCUUCAGAUGCCUCCUGCAGAUAAACAAGGGAAACAGUCGAUUGAACUAAAGGUUUCAAAGGUUCUAGAUGUUGGAGCUGCUGAUCCUGCGAAGUAUCCAUUGCCCAAAACGCGAUUGACACUUGAAUUUCUUAGGGAUUACGUUCAUCUCCGACCGAGAACCAAUACUAUUUCUGCUAUUGCCCGAAUUCGUAACGCACUAGCUUAUGCAACUCACACGUUCUUCCAAAAGCAUGGAUUUCUCUAUGUCCACACUCCAAUCAUCACCACUAGUGAUUGUGAAGGCGCUGGAGAGAUGUUUCAGGUCACAACUUUAAUAAACGAUUCAGAAAAACUUGAAAAGGAACUCCUUAAGAAUCCCCCUCCAUCCCAAGAAGAUGUAGAUGCAGCCAGGGCUGCUGUCAAGGAAAAAGGUGAAACAGUUGCCAAAUUGAAGUCUGAUAAAGCUGGUAGACCUGAAAUAGUAGCUGCUGUUGCUGAACUUACUAAAGCUAAAGAGACUCUUUCAAAGAUUGAAGAGAGAUUCAACCAGAAACCUGGUAUCCCAAAGAAAGAUGGGAAGGUUGACUAUAGUCAAGAUUUCUUUGCACGCCAAGCCUUCUUAACUGUUUCUGGGCAACUUCAAGUUGAGACCUUUGCUUGUGCACUUAGCAGUGUUUACACUUUUGGCCCAACUUUUCGUGCUGAACAUUCUCAUACAUCAAGACAUCUUGCAGAAUUCUGGAUGGUUGAACCCGAAAUUGCAUUUGCUGAUAUUGAGGAUGAUAUGAAGUGUGCAGAGGCAUAUGUUAGGUUUAUGUGCCAAUGGUUACUCGACAACUGUCUUGAUGACAUGGAAUUUAUAGCUGAAAAGUUUGACCAACACGCCAUUAGUCGUCUAAAAAUGGUUGCUUCUACCAAUUUUGUACGCCUUACCUACACAGAAGCAGUGACAAUUCUUGAAGAAGCUGUUUCUAAAGGCCACAAAUUUGAGAACAAAGUAGAAUGGGGAAUUGAUUUGGCAUCAGAACAUGAAAAAUACCUAACAGAGACAAAAUUCGAGUCCCCUGUGAUUGUAUACAACUACCCAAAAGGGAUCAAAGCAUUUUACAUGAAAGUUAACCCUGAUAACAAAACAGUAGCUGCCAUGGAUGUUCUUGUCCCAAAGGUUGGUGAACUAAUUGGAGGAAGUCAAAGAGAAGAGAAUUACGAGGUCAUCAAAGAAAGGAUUCUUGAAAUGGGACUUCCACUUGAGCCAUAUGAGUGGUACCUUGACUUGAGGCGCUAUGGAACUGUGAAGCAUAGUGGAUUUGGGCUAGGGUUUGAGAGGAUGAUUUUGUUUGCAACUGGAAUUGAUAAUAUCAGGGAUGUAAUCCCAUUUCCAAGGUGUAAUGAAUUUCUAGGUGGGUAUUUUGCAUAUCAGAAUUUUGUGAUGGUGGGUGGAGCAAAUCCGGUUGAAUCAGAAAUCUGGGGAAUCAGAAGAGCUUCAUUAGGUUUGAAGUUGUCGCUGAGGCGGCGAGGUGAAUAA